Messenger RNA from Pistacia vera, 1637 nucleotides. RefSeq names its product probable WRKY transcription factor 31. The annotation marks the transcript as partial. Gene Ontology annotation, molecular function: DNA-binding transcription factor activity; sequence-specific DNA binding. The record is from RefSeq and is a predicted model, not a curated record. Lineage: Eukaryota; Viridiplantae; Streptophyta; Magnoliopsida; Sapindales; Anacardiaceae. Gene Ontology annotation, biological process: regulation of DNA-templated transcription. The transcript has 3 exons.
AGAGUUGAAGAUGGGAAGGAUAACAAACUUGGUUCUGACUGGCGGGUUGAUGGUCAGGAAAGAACAUCCUCUGCUUCUGUUAUUACUGAGCUCUCUGAUCCAUUAUCGCCCACCCAUGGCAAAUCUGUUGGUACUUUUGAAUCUUCAGAUACUCCAGAGCUUUCAUCUACACUUGCCAGCCAUGAUGAUAAUGAUGAUGGCGGCACCCUGGGAGGCAUAUUACAUGGUGAUGAUGCCAAUGAUGAUGAACUGCAGUCUAAAAGAAGGAAGAUGGAAAGCAGCUUGCUUGAAACCAAUUUGGCAUCAAGAGCUGUUCGUGAACCUAGAGUUGUCGUCCAGAUAGAGAGUGAAGUAGACAUUCUUGAUGAUGGGUAUCGCUGGCGGAAGUACGGGCAGAAAGUUGUCAAAGGAAAUCCUAAUCCUAGGAGCUAUUACAAAUGCACGAGUGCUGGUUGUUUAGUCAGAAAGCACGUGGAAAGAGCCUCACACGAUUUGAAAUGUGUUAUCACAACUUAUGAGGGAAAACACAAUCACGAAGUGCCCGCAGCCAGGAACAGCACUAAUGUUAAUUCAAGUGUCAGUAAUUUACUCCCAGCUGUUGCUGAUGCUCAAACAGGCUUGACAUUGCCAAGAAACACCUAUGCCGCAAAGUCUGAGCAACAAAUUCAAGAUAUCGCACCACGUUUUGAAAGGAAACUUGAAUAUAACAAUGAAUAUUUGAGGCCUGGGUUUCUUGGGAAUUUCAGUAAUGAUAUGAAGUUUGGGAUUCCAUCCAUUUACCUAAUGAAGUUUCCGCCCUUACAAAAUCCUUACAGCUCUUUUGGACUAAACACCAACUGCAGUGUAACUCCUCCUCAGUCUGGUUCUGUCGACUCAGCUGUUCCCAAUUUCCCAUUUUCGUUGCCGUGGAGUCUCCCCACAUCAUCAAAUCUUUCUCUGCCUGCUUGUGAUUUUAGUAACAAUAAUGGAAAGCCGGUAGGUCCGGUUCAAUCUUUCCUUUCCGGGCAGCAGCUGAAGGAGAAUGAUAUGAGAUUCCUCAGGCCAAAGCAGGAGCAAAAGGAUGAUACCCUCUAUGAUGCUUGCCUGCCCGUUGAUAAUACAAGUUUAUCCUCUUCGUCUUCAUCGUCAGUCUAUCACCAGGUGACGGGCAAUUUUCCGUCUUAACACAUGAUUCAAAGGUAACAAAUUUGGACUGCAUUGUCUGUUUAUCACCAGGUGAUGGACAAUUUUCCAUCUUAAUACAUGAUUCAAAGGUAACAGAUUCAGACUCUGCUCGCUUUUCUCUUAAAUUCUAAGGUUUCUAGCAAUAUUUUACUGCUACUACACUUUCUUUUUUGCUUAAUCUCGAUAUCGAAGCAUCUGAAAUUUUUGCCUAAAAAUUUGCGUACAACUGUAUUUACUGCAUUCUUGUUAGUUUUCAAUUUUAUCAAGAGGAAUUUUUCUUUACAGAGUACAAAAUUGAUUAGUAGCUCUCUCUUUCUCUCUUGCUUCAGUGUUGAGUUUCUGCUUGCUUUUGAUUAACUCCAAUUUUUGUGGCCAUUUAAAGAUUGUAAUAUUAUUACCGGAAUUUUAUUUAUUUGCUUAAGCUUUUAGGUGAAAUGAUUAUUUAUUGAAACUAGUUCCUUGGAAUUUUACAG